AUGGCCAUCACCAUAAACAUGGACAUCACCAUGGCCAUCAUCACGGCCAUCACCACCAACAUGGUCACCAUCAUGGACAUCAUCAUGGACACCAUCAUGCCCAUCACCACGGCCAUCAUCAUCAUCAUGGUCAUCACCAUGGUCAUCACCACGGCCAUCACCAUGGACACCAUCAUGGGCAUCAUCACCAUCAUGGCCAUCAUCAUGGACACCAUCAUGGCCAUCAUCAUGAUCAUGGUCAUCAUCACGGACAUCACCAUGGACACCAUCAUGAUCAUGGUCAUCAUCACGGUCAUCACCAUGGACAUCACCAUGGUCAUCAUCAUGGUCAUCAUCAUGGCCACCAUCAUGGCCAUGAGCAUGGACACAAACAUGACCAUGAGCACGGACAUAAACAUGGCCAUGAGCACGGACAUAAACAUGGCCAUGAGCACGGUCACCACCAUGGACAUCAUCACGGUCACCACCAUGGACAUCAUCACGGUCACCACCAUGGACAUCAUCACGGUCACCACCAUGGACACCACCAUGGACAUCACCACGGACACCACCAUGGACAUCACCAUGGGCACCACCAUGGGCACCAUCAUGGACAUCACCACGGGCACCAUCACGGACACCACCACGGACACCACCACGGACAUCAUCAUGGGCAUCACCACGGGCACCAUCAUGGGCAUCAUAUGGAAGCCCAUCACAGUGAAGUUCACCAAGUUGAUGAAGGUGGACCUGAAGUUGUGCUUGCUUGCCCUAGUGGUAGGCGUGGCUUAUGCAGAAGCAUCGUGUUGCGUAUACUACCACUAUUAUCCUGUGCAUAUCAAAAAGAAGCAUGAAGAAAAAAAAGUCAUUGUACUAAAAGGUAAACAGGAACAUCACCACCACCAUCAUCAUCAUCACAAGCAUGGCCAUCAGCAUGGACACCAUCAUGACCACGGUCAUGAACACAAGCAUGAUCACGAUCAUCACCAUGGCCACCACCAUGACCAUAAACAUGGUCAUGGUCAUGAGCACAAACAUCAUCAUGGUCAUCAUCAUGAUCAUGAUCACGGACAUCAUCAUAAACAUGAACAUGGGCACGGACAUCAACAUGAUCAUGGACAUAGCCAUGAUCACAACCAUCACCAUAAACAUGGCCAUGAACACAAGCAUGGACAUCACCAUGGUCAUGAUCAUAGUCAUAAACAUGGUCAUGAUCACAAACAUGAUCACGAGCAUGGUCAUAAACAUCUCCAUGAAAAUAAGCACAAUCAUGAUCAUGAUCACCAUCAUGGCCACGAGCAUAAGCAUAGUCAUCACCACAGUCAUGAAAACGAACACCAUCACAAACAUGAGCAUGGACAUAAGCAUGGUCAUCAUCAUGAACAUGAGCACAAAGGACAUCAUAAUCACGAACAUCACCACGAAAACAAACAUGGCCAUCAUCAUAGUCAUAAGCAUGGACAUGGCCACAAGCACCAAAAUGAUCACAGUCAUCAUCAUAGUCAUGAUCAUGGACACCAUCACAAGGGGGAACACGACCACAGCCAUCAUCAUAAGCACCUAAAUGAGCACGGGCAUAAACACAGCCAUCACAGCGAGCACAAAAAUCAUCAUGAUCACCACCAUGAAAAUCACCAUGGGCAUGAACAUGGUCACCAUCAUGAGGAUCACCACGAUCACCAUCAUGGACAUAAACAUGGUCAUGACCAUCAUCAUGGACAUCAUCACAUUCUGGAGGGACACUCCAGUAUGCUCAAGCCACAGCUCCACGAUCUGUUUGGAUUCCAUUACUAG
This is a messenger RNA of Uloborus diversus, 1773 nucleotides long. RefSeq lists its product as uncharacterized. NCBI's taxonomy places the organism in Eukaryota, Metazoa, Arthropoda, Arachnida, Araneae, Uloboridae. Bases 1 to 1773 code for a protein of 590 amino acids. The transcript has 3 exons. The record is from RefSeq and is a predicted model, not a curated record.